GCCACUGUCUUCUUCGUUCUACUAUCUUCCUCGAUUCAUCCAUACAACGGUAGAGAUCAUACCCAUCGAGAGAGAGGGAGAAGAAUACCGAGAGCUCGAUUAGCGACAGUGACUAUGGCGGAGAAUGAUAUUUUGUAUUUUGAGCUUAACACUGGAGCUAAAAUACCCUCUGUAGGCUUGGGGACUUGGCAGUCUAGUCCUGGUUUGGUAGCCGAUGCUGUCACUGCUGCCAUUAAGAUUGGAUAUCGCCAUAUCGAUUGUGCUCAAAUUUAUGGUAAUGAGGCUGAGAUUGGCUUAGCUCUGAAAAAACUGUUUGAAGAAGGUGUGGUGAAGCGUGAGGAUUUGUGGAUCACUUCUAAACUAUGGAAUCGUGAUCAUGCACCAGAAGAUGUACCAUUGGCAUUGGAUAGAACCUUGGGAGACUUGCAACUUGAUUAUGUUGACUUAUACCUUAUACACUGGCCAGUGAAGAUGAAAAAGGGGUCAGUAGGCUUCCAGCCUGAGACCCUUGAUCAAACAGACAUACCAGCCACUUGGAAAGCAAUGGAAGCACUUUAUGAUUCAGGCAAGGCUCGAGCUAUUGGUGUAAGCAAUUUUUCUACCAAGAAACUGGCAGAUUUGCUCGAUAUAGCACGAGUUCCUCCAGCUGUUAAUCAAGUGGAAAUUCAUCCUUCUUGGCAACAAGCCAAGCUACAUGAACUUUGCAAAUCCAAAGGAGUUCACCUUAGUGGGUAUUCACCGCUCGGUUCUCCGGGCACUACAUGGAUAAAAAGUGAUGUCCUUAAGAAUCCAAUUCUCACCACUGUAGCAGAGAAAUUGGGUAAAACCCCUGCUCAAGUAGCUCUGCGAUGGGGCCUGCAAAUGGGUCACAGUGUUCUUCCUAAAAGCACAAAUGAAGCCAGAAUCAAAGAAAACUUUGGUGUUUAUGGUUGGUCUAUACCCGAUGACUUGUUUGCCAAGUUUGCCGAGUUUGAGCAGGCAAGACUCCUUAAAGGAUCCUCAUUUGCACACGAGACUUGUGGCUCAUAUCGUACCCUCGAGGACCUUUGGGAUGGUGAAAUCUAAAAAGUUAAAUCAUUCUUAAACCAAAUGGAGAGAAAGAACAGCAAAACAGAAGACACCAUUGGCUUGUUUCUUCAUUUAAUUCUUCUCAAACAUUUGGUUGUCAUUAGACCUCUUCUGUUUUAAUUUCAUGGAAAAUAAGUACUGGAUUUGGUUAUGUUUAUGGCCUUGGUUUUCUUUGAAUAUGGUCGUGGUUUACAAUCUGGAAGUUUAAGAAAUGAGAAUGUGGAAAAAUGAGCUCAUUGGGAGCAAAAUAAUUUAUAAACGAGGCAAUAUUUUCGGCCUCCGAACAGAAGAUUCAAAUCAGCUGUGAAAUGCUGUGUCUUAAAGUAGUGUUUAACUAAUUAACAUUCAUCAUGUAGAUCUUUCGUUUGAUUAUUACUAGGUAAUACGCUUAGCUC
Cannabis sativa is the source of this 1463-nucleotide messenger RNA. RefSeq names its product NADPH-dependent aldo-keto reductase, chloroplastic. Gene Ontology annotation, cellular component: cytosol. The record is from RefSeq and is a predicted model, not a curated record. Lineage: Eukaryota; Viridiplantae; Streptophyta; Magnoliopsida; Rosales; Cannabaceae. Gene Ontology annotation, molecular function: aldose reductase (NADPH) activity. The transcript has 7 exons. Bases 115 to 1065 code for a protein of 316 amino acids.